AAUCGGCAAGCCAGUCUGACGCCAGGCGCCGCGACGCUAUGACGUCACUGGUCCGUGUUUUUCCGCCGAUCGUUUACCAAGCACGACGUCUAUCGAGGAUCGAGUGAUGCGCGUGUCCUUCGAUAAGAAGAACACGGAGGAGCGGAAAGUCUCGCGGUGCACGCGUCGCGGACAAAUUUAAUCAAUUGCCAUUUUCGUCGACUUCCAAUAAUACCGUACGAGAAAAGUUGCCGACUGAAAGGGUGCGAGGAGACUCGGGGGACCGCCGAGAGUCUCGAAGCAAGUGGAAAUAGAAGAGCCUCCUCUCGUCGCUGGGUCACGAUCGAAUUCGGAAUUCCGAGCGUUUAAAUCGUUUUCGACCGGGCGGGGGGACACUGCAUCGGCCGGCGAGCUCAGCCACGUGAAAGAUGCAAAGCGAACGGUGAGACCGUUCCAGGCCCGUGGAAAAUAGAAAACGCACCGGUAGAGAGCGGAUAAAAGCCGAUCGCGUAACGGAUUGAAAGAGGAUUCUCGCGAGAAACAUGGGCAAGAAGAAUAGCAAACUGAAGCAGGACACCAUCGACCGGCUAACCACUGACACGUACUUUACCGAGAAGGAGAUCCGACAAUGGCACAAAGGAUUCCUGAAAGACUGCCCGGACGGUUUGCUGACGGAACAGGGUUUCAUAAAGAUCUACAAACAGUUCUUUCCCCAGGGCGAUCCGUCGAAAUUCGCCACCCUUGUUUUCAGGGUGUUCGACGAGAACAGCGACGGCACGAUAGAAUUCGAGGAGUUUAUAAGGGCGCUCUCGGUUACGUCACGCGGAAACUUGGACGAGAAACUUCACUGGGCAUUUCGUCUGUACGACGUGGAUAACGAUGGUUUCAUCACGAGGGAGGAGAUGUACAAUAUCGUCGACGCGAUGUACGAGAUGGUGGGACAACAGCCACAGGCGGAGGACGAGAACACGCCGCAGAAGAGGGUGGACAAGAUAUUCGAUCAGAUGGACAAGAACCACGACGACAAGCUCACCCUCGAGGAGUUCCGUGAGGGUAGCAAGGCCGAUCCGAGGAUCGUGCAAGCGCUGUCGUUGGGAGGCGAGUAGUGGCUGACCCCGUCGAGACCGGACGACCAUCCGAUCGCCGUCCGGUCCUCGAGGAGAUAAACGAUUCCUCGGGCACCGAUCCCGAUAAUCAGUGCCGGCCCGGCGUACACGCAUACGUAGGUACACGCAUAAAUAUCAAUCGACGCGGCGACGUUUUACCCUUUCUCUUUCUCUCUAUUUCUCUUUCGAGACAGUUUCUUUAUCUUUGCACGAAUCGUUGAGAAACAUUGUACGAUAGAAACCGUAGGGUUCGAGCUGUAGCUAGGCUUGAUCGUCGAUUUUUCUAGGAUCUUUGUACUCUCUGUACGAACGACAUGGGAAUCGAACAGAUUCUAAGGACAGUUGUAUCAAGUUCAUAAAUCUUAGGACUUUUGACUGUUAUUCAAUGAGACGUCGUAGGAAUAUAUUUCCAGAAAUAUACGUAACAUUCAGAUACAAAAGUUCCAAACAUGAUUUUAGUAAAAUUGUUCAAUCGUUUAAUCGACGUUCUAUACAAUUACUAAUAUAUAACAUUUAUCAAAUACCUCGAACUGUCCUAAGAUUCGUAAACAGGGAUGCGUUAUCCAAUCUCGUUUAAGAUUCGAAUAUCGGAAUGAAUAACCUACAAACGUAAUUUGUUUAUCGAUCUUCCGAAACUUUACACACGCUUUAAAACCGCGAUAAGGAACUUUAUCGUAAAAGUUGGCAGGCUCGCGUGCGUUCCAAGGGCGGCAAGCGUCGGCGGUACAAAUAAUUGUUUCAACGUGGCUGUUUCACUCGAAUUUAAUCCGGAGUGAAAUUUCCCGACGAACUUCUUUCGUUAAUCAUCGAAUGGAACAGAAGUUCGAACGUGGGAUGGGAAGUUGAUUAAAUCGUAAAUAUCAUGUAAGUGGUAAGUUUCCACGAGGGUGCCGCCUGGAUGGGUGUCGUACGCCGAGGAGAAACUGCUGGCGAAAGAAGUCAAGGAAGUGAUUAAAGUAAAAGGGAAGUGGAAAGGGCAAGCGUUCUCUCAUCGACCCGUACCCAACUUUUUUCUCAGACGUGGUCGAACGAAUACGUAUAAUACGGUGAACUUCUUCGCAGAUAGCGUAUGGCCGAGUGCUACGAGCAUCCUCGCGAAUCGCCGAACGAGACAAUCCCCAAUUAUCCAGCCUUCUUCGCACUUUUGUAUCCCCGUGGUUGUGAUAAACAGACUGCGAAUUUUAUGCCCUCGUAAGAGAAUAACAACGCAUGCAACGUAUAAAAAUAUACCUAAAUAUGAGAGGCAAUGCUUGAAUAAUAAGAAAAUAAUAAAUAUGAAAAAUUGCAAUGCUUAAACGAAUAGAAGACAGUUUCUAGUCAAUAUUCUCUUUUGCAUACAAGUCUGCAGUCUAAAUGACUUUUGCAUGCGGAAGAAAAAAUUGUUCCUUUGCCUUCGUAAACACUAGAUUUAAUAAUUCCCAUGGAGCUUGCGUAGGCACCAAGCGAGCCUUCCCUAGUAUUACGAAUUCAAAUAGGUUCGAGACUUGGCACCUGUUUAAAAAAUCAGUCGAUGGAGUUACGCCUGAGUCGAGUUUCGAUUCGCAGACGAAAGUCCAUGAAAGUUUCAACCAUUUACCACGGGUAACAGAUGGGCAUUUCGAGAAGGGAAACCAUACCUCCAUUUAUCUCGGUAUCCCUUUUAAACUCGAUUCUCUUCAACUUUCUAUUCGAUGUUACGUGCACCCACGUUAAUGAGUCUCAAGAUAUAAAACAUUGCGAGACCAUCGAGUCAAUUCACAUUUGGUCGAAGCCUGAUUUAAUUUGAUUAUUCAUAAUUUCUUACGUAAUGAUUUUAAUUAAAUUUAAUGUUCCCGAUUGAAUAUUUAUCAAAUUAGAAGUGUCUCAAGACUUAUGAACACAGCUGCACACUAAACUCCUUCCUAGUCGAUAUUUCUCGGUUUUUAUUUAGCCGACAGCGGAACGAACUUUCCUACACUGAAGGGUUAAUUAAACGACAUUACGGCUGUUCUUCAUGUAGCGAACCUUCGGAAACACCGAUUAAUCUUGCGCCACCACCUCGGAACCCAUUCCUCGAGGAAUUUCGCUCCGCACGCCGUCAUCCUCUCAGUUUUAACGUCCUAUUUUUUAUGCUCGACGAUCGUCCUGCGACUCUACCUCGUAUAGGGUUUCUUUAUCAAUGCCAACCCUCCAUUUAAUCCCACAAAAUGUAGCAAAGAGACGUGUCACUUUCUUUUUACCAGUGCAAAGAAAUUAGAAAGUUCUCUUCUAGUGUUCAGGCAUUUCACUAUUAAUAAACGAGGGCAGACAAGGAUAUUAAUGAUCGUUCAUCAAUGCCAUCGUGCUUUUAAUUUCAUAAAAUUUACUACACGAUGAAAUUAGAUUUUCUUUCCUAUUCCUGUAUCCACGCAGAAUUUUUUCUAUUAAUAGACGACAUAGCGUGCGGACAUUUCUUCGAGGAAUUGUUAAUAGUUUAUUUCUGGCAGAAGCUUGCAUAAUGCGGCUGACCUUCUCGUUCAUUAAAGCAAUAUGUCUUUUCAUGUUCCGCGAGGGAUUGUAUAUUCAACGAGUAGAAUUUUUCCCGAUUGUGCGUGAUCCCGGAGCGGCAGAGAACAUCGUUCCUCUACAAAUAUUUAUCCAGUAACCAAACGAUCAUCCACGCUCGAAGGAGCCGUUCGACUCUUGCUUUGAAUAACAAGCGACCCAAAAUUGGCAAACUUCCCAUUAUUUAUUCUUCGUGGCGUGGAAGUUUCAUGACGAUUCGUCCAUUAAAAACUUUGAUCGUAUCAAUAAGUGGAAGUUCCCGAAGACGAUUGAAAAUCAUGGACUCCCGCGACCUAAAAAACUCCUCCUAUGAAAUGGGGAAGAGCGUAAUGCCGUUUUCGUGUCGGCCGUCUUAUGUAAAUGUAACGCGGGCCAGCCAGCCAGUGCAAAGAAUAAACAAGCGAGCGCAUGUUUGCGAAAGAAAAUCGACUGUUCGCGUGAUCCCUGAGACACAUCCCUUGCUUCUUAUAAAAUCUAGUUUCCUAAUAUGUAUUUAUAUCGUUAAAAAAAAUCUCGUGCACGUUAAAUGCGUGUUCGUAAAAAUUCCCGAUAAAGGCGACUCGAGAAACGUGAAAUUGAGAUAUAGACUGUCCCUUGUCGUUCGUACACCAAAAUGGUUCUUGAACUUUUCAUCUAUCUUGUGAUUCGUAGCAAACGAGCAGAGAAAUUUAAACUUAAAACGAUUUUAGAUAGACAACUAGCGUUACACUUGUUCCUCGCGAGUCACACGAUUUUUCGAAGCCGUGUCAACGGCCGAGUUACAACGGGUUACAACGUUUUCGACGAAACUAGAAUACGUAGAUACCCGUAUGCGUGUCACGUACGGGGGAGCUCGGUUUUCAAUAAAAAGGGGGGGAGAGUCGAGCGACAGGGAACGCAUUUCUGUCUCGCGUUCUAAUCGACGCGCGACGGAACGUCCCCAACGGGUCGCGUCAUUUUUCGGUUUCCCCCGAAAUUAUUGACUGCAUUUUCGUCGCCGCUGUUGUUUCCCGCUGUUCGGAAACCAUUGUUAGCCGAUCUGCUCUGUCUCUGGUAACUGGACUGCGAAUUUCACGCAUUCGGAACGAGAUUGAACGUUACAUAGAAUAUCAAAAACGUAUUUCGAUGCUCCGAUGUCUUGUUUUGCAUAAAAGUUGUAACGGGGGAAAACAUUUUUCGAAAUGCCGUCCCGUCGAUUUUUACGCAAAAUGAAACACUGAUUCCUUUUAAAUUUCAAAUGCUCUGACACGCUUUUGAUAUUCUGCAACUUUUAUAUUUUCACAUUCGGUUUCCCUAUGAAUGCGUCAAGUUCGCAGCCUAUAAAUUGUCUCAUCGAGAGAAAUUGUUCCGAACGAAAAUGUAUCGAUGAUUUCGAGGGAGAAACCGUUCUCGCUGGGUACACGAUGGGAGACAACGUUUCAAUGGAUAAAUCCAUGGGCGCGUGGUCUGCCUCGUCGCUCGAGCAGUAGCAAUAAUCGUAAAACUUUGUUAACGCUGUUGAUAAGAAAAUUUUAAGCGGACGAACGUAUCCCGGCGCCAGAUAGACGCCACUGUUUGCUGGUCGAUCGCGAAACGACGAUCAAUCGAGGCUCUAGCAAUUUCUCAUUUAAUUAUUGUUCACCUAAUUUUCAAUCGAACGCACUCUUUCAAUUGAAUUAAAAUCGUCUUCUCGCUCGCCUUGGCCAGACGCCUUUUAUAUCAGUGAUUCUUAACCUCCUGUUUCGUUUGAUUAAAAAUUUAAUCGUUCAUUGAUUAGGCCGCAUAAUCGAUUCAACGCUCCAAUGCUUAAUGCAUCUGUUUAAACGAAAUAUUCACGAACGUUGAAUUUUAUACAAAAAUCUGUUGAUUUUAAUUAACCGUUUCAUGCACAAACAUCCGUUUCCUGGUUAAGAAUCGCGGAUGGAACGUUGCAGGAAGCGAUUCGGAUUAAACUAUUUAACUCGUAUACACCAGCGAAUCACGAACUUAAGAAUUGACUUUUAAGUAAUUUUUACAUUUUCCAAGGAGAAUUAUAACGAACAGAGGAGAGAAUUUUCGCUUAGUGAGAUUUCUAGUUGCUUUUCGUGUAACAAAAAAAAAAAAAAACCUCUCGUAGUUAAAGCUUCAGUCGAGCAACACAGUUUUUUGGCUCGCCUGGUAGUACCAAGGCGCAAAAGGAAAAAGGAUUUGAGAGAGAGAAAUGUAAGAGGACAAAAGAGAAGAGAAAUAAGAAAUCGACGUCAAAGGAGAAUAGAAAUGAUAUAAAGGAAUGCGUUUGAUAUGUCCUUUUUGGCUUUGCCUACUCGAAAGAUUCUUAUAGAUCAUUUUUUCAAUUCACGAUUAUCCAGGGAGAGAAGAGAGAAUAAGAGACUCGAAUGUCAACACGGUUUAAAAGUGUCCGAUAGAACGACUGGACCACAAGAGGUAUUUGGGUCCGAGCAUUUAGUGCCUAUUUAAUACCUUCUGUGAAUCAUUUGCUGUCCGUGAAAACAGAAGAAUAAUUAUGAAAAGCCCUCCAUGAUUUCAUAUCAUACAUUUCGGUUUUUCGUUUCAUAUAAUAUUUUCAGUUUUGUUCGUAACGUCGGGAAAAAGUUAUUAGAAAGUAAAUGGGAAACGUGAACCGAAAUAUCUAGUUUGGUCCAGUCGUCGAUUCUGACAAGCGCGUUUACGACGAUGCUGUUCCUCUCGAAUGGAAACUGUUCGAUACUGAUGGGAAUACGAGAAUCCAGUUGUUAGGACGGGCUUUAUCGCGACAAUCAAAACGGUUUAUAAGUUUUACAAGGUCCUGCCAUCGGUCGGGAAAAAGUAAUUCCGAUAAAAACGCGAAACGAUCGGCUUCUUCUUCUCUCUGUCUCUCUUUCUUCCGGCUCUCCUGUCCUUCUCUUUUCCGACACGCACACGAAUCUCUCUCUUUCUCUCUUUUCCUCCGAACAUCGUUCAAUCGAAAUGAAUGCGUACAAUUGAUAUAAAUGAAACUAUUCUACUAUAACGCGAACUCAACAUAUUUUUAAACGCUGCAAACGGAAAGUUAAACAAGCUACUACUCUAAAUGCGUGCCACCACUACUUGUAUCGCUACUCGUAAUCGCUACUAAUUACUGCUAGUUAUACUAUAACGCUAAUCCACCGUUACUCUAUUUACAGCGACACAAAUCUUUACUCUAUCGCGUCUAACACACACCCCUUCACAGGUCUUGAAACAAAAUUGUUACACGCUCUUUUAUAUCUAAUAUGAUUUUCUCGUUUAUGCGGAUUACGACAAAUCGAUGAAACGAUUCGAAGAGAAAAUUGAUUACAUUUAUUCGAAACACGAAUUAAUUGAAAUCGAUUCAUGGUUUAUUAUCUGAUCAGUGAGUUUUAUCAAACGUUUCGAAGCGUCUUGAGAUCUGUGAACGGGAACAGAAGGUUGCAGGAAUACACGCGGUUGAACACGUACACGAGAGCACGAGACAUGCACACAUACACGAACAAAGACGAACCACACACGAUCCAACAUAUGUCAAAGGUCAUUGUUUUACGAACUUUCUGUGAUAAUUAUUAACAAUCAGUAAAUACAAGGGAAAUCGAUAGUUGCGGGGUGGCAGGGAAGGGGUUGCGAGAUCUCGGCACCUCUGCGGGGAAAUAGGAGAGGCGGACAGACAAUGCUGACUGGAUUGAAGAGUGUUACGCGACAGAAUGAAAACGUUGCCGUUCCGUAUACGUAAGUAGUUUGUCGAGGGACAUUCAUGGGCCCGUCGAUGAAUACGGUUUGUUCGAUGACGGAAAGUCGUAUUAUUACCGCGACCUCGAUAUACUAUACGCGUUGCUCGGUUGCCACGAAAAUCUAAGCGCAUUGUUAUUUUGUAUGGUCCCAUGCGUUUUUUCUAAAUGACGACGACAUCGUAACACACGAUAAUGAUGGUGAUUAAUAAAAAUAAAUUUGAAGCACAACAACUA
Molecule: messenger RNA, 7480 nt
Organism: Ceratina calcarata
Lineage: Eukaryota; Metazoa; Arthropoda; Insecta; Hymenoptera; Apidae
Product: frequenin-1
Exons: 8
Coding region: 522-1085 (187 amino acids)
Molecular function (GO): calcium sensitive guanylate cyclase activator activity; calcium ion binding
Source: RefSeq, a predicted model, not a curated record